Aquila chrysaetos chrysaetos is the source of this 2453-nucleotide messenger RNA. RefSeq names its product ubiquitin specific peptidase 50 (gene USP50). NCBI's taxonomy places the organism in Eukaryota, Metazoa, Chordata, Aves, Accipitriformes, Accipitridae. The coding region runs from base 1258 to 2343 and encodes 361 amino acids. The transcript has 9 exons. Gene Ontology annotation, cellular component: postsynaptic density; extrinsic component of plasma membrane; midbody. Gene Ontology annotation, biological process: endosome organization; protein K63-linked deubiquitination; protein K48-linked deubiquitination. The record is from RefSeq and is a predicted model, not a curated record. Gene Ontology annotation, molecular function: cysteine-type deubiquitinase activity.
UUUUUUUUAAAUAUAACAGUGCUUCUGAAAAGACUUCUGAUGAUUUAAUCUUUCUUUUUCCAAUUAACACUUUUUCUUGCAAGAAAUCAAUUUUGUAGUGAGAGUAAUGGUAAGUUAAUUCUCAGCCCCUGAGCUUGCAGCAGAUAGUACUGAUGUGGAUUUUUGUAUCAUGCUAUGUCAAAAUAGUAAAUUAAGGUCUUGAUUCGGAUUCCACAAAAAGCAAGAAUAAGCAUAUGCUUUUGCCUUCUUGAAUGACGAAUGUUAGCAUUGCUGAUUUUAGUACUAGGAGUAAAAUUCAGCUAUAUGGAUUUAUAGUCUUUUUAAAAUACUGACAAUAUAUUUAAUUAUUUCAGUGAUUUAUAGUUUUCAAUACAAAUUUUGUUCUAUCUGCAUGACAGCUAUUAUAGAUUGAAUUUAACUUCUUGUUUCUCAAUAAUGGUUUCAAAAGGUGCUUUUUAAUGCUGCCAUCAGCCUGUGUAUGACCAUAGUACUUGCUUUUCAAUAUAUUACUUCAAGUUAUCUUCCUUCUUUUCUUUAAUGUAUUCCCCUCUGUAGGAAGGCAAGAACUCUUACUUUUGGUAAGAACAUUUUUAAGAAUUAGUAGAAGUUUAAACAGCCCUUGUUAAUGCUGCCAACUGCUAAAUAGUUUGCAGUGUCGUUGUUCCCUGUCCUGUAUAAGAAAAACAAACUACUUGGUUCCUUCUUUCUGUCUACUGUUCUCAGUAUAUUUUACAACAUACCUUAUUUGGUGCUCUUGCUCUAAAUAAAUAGUUGGCUGUGUUCAUGCUUGUCAUUAAUGGAGUGAAAUCAAGAUACAAUUCCUUCGUAUCAGCUACAGUGGGGCCAGAACUUCAGCGUAACAAAUUACUCUAGAAAAUACUGUGGUUGCAUGCACUAGCACAUCACUGUAAACAUAAAGCUUGUGAAAAAUCUGUAGCUAUUAAGCCUUUGGCAGUUGUAAUUUAUUUUUGUACCUUUGCUUUUUUAGAGCGGAUGAUGAGAAUAUUUGGUCCAGUAACAGGAGUUUGCCAAGAAAAUCAAGGAGGAGCUUUGAAAUCAAGAAAAAUGGUGAACUGAUUAUUUUCUGAGACUGAAACUUCAGGCUUUCCCUUUUCAGAUACUGAAACAGCUGCUAAAAUGAAGGAUAAAGGAGACACUGAGAAAAAUUACACAAAGCAUCAAAAUUCCUUAACUGGGAGAAAAAUGCAAGCUGCUGGCAGUGUACCCUGUAUUCCAAACUAGGAGCGGAUACUUACCAUGACUGUUUUUGUCAAAACCAAAAGGCAGAGGUGGAAGUAUGACUCCAUUUGUUUGGAAGGCGUGAAGUAUUCCUGCAAGGAACCAAUGGAGGAGAUGAACAGCCAGCACCCAGGGCUCACUGGCCUGAGGAAUCUGGGCAACACGUGCUACAUGAACGCAAUUUUGCAGUGCCUCUGCAGCGUGCCACCGCUUGUGGAGUAUUUCCUCUCAGGAAAGCACAAAGCAGCCCUACACAAGGAGAAUGGCGAGUCUGUGACUGCCUUUGGCUGGUUGAUGUCUGAUAUGUGGCUCGGAGAGUUUGACUGUGUUUCCCCGGAGGUUUUUCAUUCAGUCCUUGGGAAGCGGUACCCAACUUUUAGCAAGAGGACGCAGCAGGAUGCACAGGAGUUUCUGAUCUGUGUGCUGAAUGAGCUCCACGAGGGUCUCAAGAAGUCAAGCAAAAGGAGGUGCGUAACUGAUGCAAAAGCAAGCAGAGGGAGUGUCAGUGAAACAUCUAUUAUCACACAGUUAUUUGAGGGACAACUCAGUUACGAUAUCAUGUGUCUGGAAUGCAAGACCACCAUCGACAGACCCGAGAGGUUCACUGUUCUUUCCCUGCCCAUCCCUUCCACAAGCGCAUGCUCUUUGCAGGACUGUCUCAAAUGUUUCUUUCAGCAAGACAUACUGACUUGGAACAACCAAAUCCAGUGUUCCUGGUGUGGAACAAAACAAGAUGCUGCAGUAAAGGCCACCAUAACCAAGGCACCGCAGAUCAUUAUUUUCCACCUAAAGAGGUUUGAAUGGCAAGGCAAGCACAAAAGGAAACUCUCAACUGACAUCUGCUAUCCACUCAGCAAUCUGGAUCUUUCUCCCUACAGUUCCCCACUUUUCUGCAAGGAUGCAGAGUACAGCUUGUGUGCUGUAGUGAACCACUCUGGUUUUCUGGAUGAUGGCCACUACACGGCAUUCUGCAAGCACUCAGUCACCAAAAACUGGUACAGCUUCGAUGAUGCACAGAUCACCAAGAUCCCAAAUGCCUCAGUGCAGUCUGACACAGCGUAUCUCCUAUUCUACACCUGUCAAGGCCUUCUCUGCACCCAUUAAAAAUCUGCUAGCGAUGGAAAACGAACAGUGAGUAGGCCAGCAAUUAGAAUUCAUUGGCAGCAUUAGCCGAGUCCUGUUUCAUCAAUAAACUAGAGCAUUUGCACUACCAA